AAUGACAGGGUGGUGCUCAGCAUUUGCUUUGCAUGAACAGAGAAGUUCAUGCUGAGCAAAUAUUUGCUAUCAAGAAAGAGGGAUUGUAGGAUUUGAAUAAGCAGUUGGUCUACCAAGGGCCUAAAAGAGGCAGCAUGGAGGCUCCUUUGGUGUUUCUCCUCAUCAUAUCGGUGUUGUCCUGUGCACCAGAUGACGUGCACAGCCAGGGUAUAUCCGCCUCUGAGAACCCAAUACCUGUGGGCAGAAAUGUCACACUUUUCAGCCAAAACCAAGUCAACACAGGAGCAUGGCUCUUCAACAAUAACAUCAUUGUCAUCAUCUUUCCUGGAAAUGCCGUCGUAGCCACGGAAUGGACGGGCAAGGUUACGUUCGAUACAAACACCUCAUCUUUGACCAUAAUGUCACUGCAGGUGGAAGACUCUGGGACGUACACGUUACAAGACGUGGGUUCUAAUGCUUCGCAAUUAGUGCUGUCAGUCCAAGAGCCAAUCACAGGCGUGACCCUGAUGGCAAACGAGAGCAACCUGGUGGAGUUCAAUGAUACCGUGGUGCUCACCUGUGCCGUCUCCACGGGCACGUCUUUGUCCUUUACGUGGCUAAACAUCACCUCCGAGGUGACAGCCGACGGAAACGUUCAAAUCAGCGAGGACGGCUCUCAGCUGACCAUCGUUCAAGUAACCCGCUAUGACCAGGGCCCGUUCAAGUGUAACGUGUCCAACGGCAUCAGCCAGGGAAUCAGUUUGCAAGUCUCUUUUGACAUCAGCUACGGCCCGACAAACCCAAAAGUGUCAGUCACCCCCUCAAAGGACACCCACAUCACGGGGUCUGACAUCACCCUGUCAUGCUCGGCUGAGUCCAAGCCCAACGCAACCAUCCAGUGGCUGGUCAACGAGGUGAACAUCAACCACUCUGACCCACAGCUUGAACUCACCAACGUCACAGAGAGCCACUCGGGGGACUACCAGUGUCUCCUCCACAACAGCGUCACAUCCAGGUUCAUCAGUGCAACUGCGAUGAUCAGCAUCAUGGCGCCAAUAACAGCAGUCAUGGUCAACCGCACUGGCGGACCAGCAAUCGCCCAGGAGCCCUUCACCCUCAUGUGUCAUGUGACCGGCGAGGUGCACCUCAUUCAGUGGUGGAUGAACGGUGACCUGGUGUCUGCUGACAACACCACAGUGUUUGGUGUGGGCAACAAGACGCUGACUCUUAGCCCCGCCCAGCCCUCAGAUGCCGGGGAGUAUCAGUGUCGGGCUUAUAACGCCGUGAGCAACAUGACCAGCAGCCCCUACACUGUGGAAGUCUACUACGGCCCAUCCACGCCAGUGAUCAUGGCGCCCUCCUUGGCCCUGACCGAGACACAGGUGGUCCUCAAUUGCUCCAGCGCCUCCCACCCUCCUAGCCAGCAUACGUGGUACUUCAACAACACCAUGGUAGCCAACACCGCCGAGUAUCAGGCGGGUCCGCUGCACUUGAACAUGAGCGGGACAUACACCUGCAUGGCCUUCAACAGCAUCACAGGGAAAAACAGCACGGCGGACCACAUGCUCACUGUUUUGGAUCCGGUGACAAUGGCCUCUAUAACGAACGUGGAGCCUCAUCCCAUCCUGAACCACACGUUCACGCUAACCUGUGAGACAAAAGGGAACGUGGACUACAUCACCUGGUCGCACAACGGCACCAUGUUGUAUUCUGACGGCACGAGAAACAUCUCCAUGGACAACACCACCCUCACCUUUGACCCCAUCCUGAUGUCUCACAAUGGGAGUUACAGCUGUGUCGCGUCCAACCCACUCAGCAGCUUAGCCAGUGAAAAUUUCAACCUGGCUGUCAUAUAUGGACCCGGAAUGCCAACCAUCAUAGGAGACACUGUGGCGCUGGUGGAAAGCAGCGUGGCACUCAGCUGUAGCGCCGCGUCAAACCCUCCCAGCGACUACAAGUGGUAUUUUAACAACACCAUAGUGGCCAAUACCUCUGUGUAUGAAACACCUCCUCUUACCACUGACAUGAGCGGGACGUACACCUGCAAGGCCCAAAACGCCAUCACUGGCUACAACAGCACCGCCUCCACCACCCUCACAGUUUUCGACAAACUACAAAACGUACGCAUAGAUGUGCCCAUGAAAGCUGCUAUAGAAGGUUAUUCCUACACAUUGACGUGCAAUAUGUCCGGACCUGCUGAGCAAGUGUUCUGGAUGAAAAACGGACUCAACCUGACGACGGACAACAGAAUCACACUGUCACUGGAUAACAUCACCAUCACCUUCGACCCUCUGGACCGGAAUGAUUCCGGACUGUACCACUGUUGGGCUAUGAAUCCUGUUGAAAGUAUGGCAAGCCCUCCUCAUUUGCUUCUUGUCAAUUUUGGACCAGAAACACCUAUGGUUUAUGGACCAUCACUGGCCGUGGAGGGGCAAUCUAUAAACUUCACCUGCUCCGCCAUGUCGAUGCCCGACAGCCACUUCUACUGGUUGCACAACGGCUCCAUAGUGGCCAAUAGCUCCAUGUUUGUGUCAAGUGCUGUAUCUUUGGAGAUGAAUGGAGACUACACCUGCAAGGCCAAAAAUCCUGUGACGGGAAUGAACAGCACAAAGUCCCUGACGCUCACGGUCAAUGAGGCCAUCAGGUCGGUGAUGGUGAGCAACGACUCGAUCCCCAUUGACGGCAACAACUUCACGCUCACCUGCGAGGUGGAUGGGCCUUAUGACUCGAUACAGUGGAAGAAGGACGACGUGCUCCUUGGAAUGAACAUGUCCACCGCCAACCACUCUUACUACCACAUGGAGGAAAACAGGCUGCACUUCACCCCGCUGGCGCUCCACAACAACGGCACUUACAAGUGUGUCGCCAGCAACCUGGUUGGUCCUCACCAAAGCCCCGCGUACGAGCUUCUGGUGAACUACGGUCCUCUCAGCGUGGAAAUCUCGGGUCCAGAAUUCGACAGCGAAAAACUCACUUUCUCCAUGAUGUGCGUCGCCGAUUCGUAUCCAGAACCCGAGUUCCAGUGGUUCUUGAAUGACCUACCGUCAUCGGCCAUCGGCAUCGGCAGUAUCAUCCAGAUCUCAGUGUCACUGCUGAUAGAGGCCAACUACACAUGCAAGGCCAUGAACCCUGUGACCAACAUUACCAUGUCAGAGACCAAAACCUUUAGCCUCACUGGUUCCGCGGCUGCCAUUCCUUCCCUAUCCCAAAAAGGCCUUAUGAUCGUGGGUGUUUUUAUCCUAUCUGUCCCACUCCUUUUCCACUGAAUGCUUCCAAGCAAAACCCCAGACUACCUGAAAUUGUUUUGAACUUUGUCGUAAAAAGAAGAUGGGAAAGUAUGUCAUGUAUAAUGGAGGACUCAAAAGUCACAAUUUUGGAGUUCAACACAGAUUUUUUGGAAAAAAUAUGCAAUGUGAUGAUUACCAUAGAACAGGAAAUGGGACAUACUGCAAUAUAGGAAAAGUGUGGCUGCCCAAUACUAAUAUGUGCAAUACAAUUCACGAAAUAUCAACUACAAACACAAAUUCAUGUUAUCAAUCAGAACGUAAACACUCAGCACAACACUUAUUAAUUCAGUACCUAUAGGACACCACUUGGGGACACCUGUUCCUUCUCCAUUUUUUAUCAGAUAUCAUCAAUGGCUGAGUUUUUUUUGCUUUAUUUUAGUUUUAUUAUACAGUGGUUAAUUUAACUUAGAUAUCAACAUAACAGUUAAUAAUGUUAUUGCUUACAGCCUGAAUUAAUCUACUUUACAAUAGAGUAAUCCCUCACAACUUUGUGCUUUGAAUUUUGCGGCUUUGUUCUAUCACGGUUUUUCAAAAGUAUGUUAAUUAAUAAAUCAUGCUGUUUUGAGGUUGAAUGAAAUUAGUAAAAAACAUGCAUAUUUAAGCUAAUUUUAUGUGUUAGUUGGCUAAAUUAAGCAUUUUCAGAUGGCUAAAUUAACUAAAAGAUAAAUAUAAGGCAUUCAGAAAAUGAAGAUUCAGAAGAUUCCAAGAUGCAAUGAUAUGCAGUAUUCUACACUGGUCACGAGGUGUCAGUAAUGCUACUGUGAUGUUCAGCGAGACACACAAGCACCAGACUUGAUCACCGGAACAACAGGCUUUUACUGCAGGUUUGAAUUAUGGCACACUAAUCCCUAAAAAGAACAUGGGCUACUGUUGCUGCCGUAACCCAUGCCUAGCUAAAACUCAACUUUGAAUUACCAACGUCACUUCCUGUCCGCCUUCAACUCAGCUCCUCUGGCACCGUUAUUGUGUUAAUGUGUCUACUACGUAUAUUGGGUAGUACGAGUGUAAAGGUGACUAUAUGCAGGGGUGUCAUGUCUAUAAGGCUCUAACAAUGUGAAAAAGCGUAUUUAGAAGAUCAGGUUUUCUAUGCUCUAACUACGAAAAUAUUGCAUCUGUAAAUAAGGAAUCUACUUCCUGGAAAUUCACUUAUCACAGUCAGGUCUGGAACCAUUUAACUGUGAUAAACAAGGGACAACUGUAUUUCAUUAUAGAAUUUUUUUGGGAAAUGAGAACCAGCAUCAAGCCUUCACCUUUAGAGUUUUAUUAUGUAUGGUAACCAGCUAAUUGUUAGUUGUUGGCAUUUUAACUCUGCAAUGAUGGCACACAGUGUAAAUCAUUUUUUAACACAAUAUGUUGUGAUUAUUGCUGUUACUGCACUGGAAGAUAGUCUAUAGCUUUUUUGAAAACAUGUUUGUAUGAAGGGCACCAACACCAGAUAGGGGGACGAGGUCUACCCAACAAUUUUCCGCCUUUAGAGGUAGUAUCGGAGCCGUAAAAGAAGCCGGGCGCUACCGGUGUGUGAGGGAAUUCCGCUUCUGUAUAAAAAGCACAGGCGGAUAGUUUCCAGAUCUUCUCUUAGGCCUCUGAUGCGAUCCUUUUGCUGGAUCUCUGUGGAAUAAAAAAUUAUUAAAAAUUAUUAAAAUAUCAAUAGUUUUGGCACUUGCUGACAAGCAACUCUUUUAUUACUUGCACUUUUAUUUUUCAGUCAUGUGAGAUGAACUUUUAAUUGUAAUGGAAAUUGAGGAAUUUUUAUCACUCUUUGAUUUGUAGUAUUUAUUUCUUAAUCAAUAAAACCUCAGAGUUUGGCCUUUG
Dunckerocampus dactyliophorus (ringed pipefish) is the source of this 5078-nucleotide messenger RNA. RefSeq names its product carcinoembryonic antigen-related cell adhesion molecule 5-like. The transcript is spliced from 13 exons. Bases 135 to 3245 code for a protein of 1036 amino acids. The record is from RefSeq and is a predicted model, not a curated record. NCBI's taxonomy places the organism in Eukaryota, Metazoa, Chordata, Actinopteri, Syngnathiformes, Syngnathidae.